AUGAACAUGGAGUCGUGUCGCUUCUGCUCCGUGUCAGACAGAAUCUCCGGGUCUAAAUACGUCUGCCACACACGGAGGAAACACGAAGGCUUUAAAGUCAGUGUGACAGAUGCGGCAGAUUGUUGGACAGUAGAUAUCGCAGAUGAGGCUCUGGAGAAGUUUAUGCAGAAACUGUCGCUGAAAUCACCAGAGGAUUUAUGUCACAAACUGAGCUCUGGGGAUGUGUGUUUAGGUGUGAAGAAUGAACUUGCACAGUUACGCCUGGUCACUGGUUCUAACCCCGCUCUGCUGGACUUGACAAAGAUGGACGCCGUCACUGCCAAACAGGAAGUGAAGCAGCUCCUGUUCAAGAUGGCCGACAGCCUCUCCCAAAGCGCAGCGCGUGAUAUUUUAACGACAACGCCAGUCAAGAACAAUCAAAGACGAGCACCAGAUUUUGAGCCCCGGCAGCAGAACAGCGCCCCAUGUGUGACGGCAAAAAGAAGAGUUCCAGGAUCGUCCCUCAUCAACCCGGGAACCAAAAAAAAACGGGAAGCGACUGGAGUGGCCUUUGACGAUCCAGAUGAGGACUGA
This is a messenger RNA of Knipowitschia caucasica, 573 nucleotides long. NCBI's taxonomy places the organism in Eukaryota, Metazoa, Chordata, Actinopteri, Gobiiformes, Gobiidae. The record is from the annotation of a GenBank genome assembly.